AUGCGCGUGCUGUGUUUGGCGCUGAUGGCGACAGCCACUGUUCUAGUACCGAGUCCUGCGUCCGGUUUGACCACGACUGUGGCUGACACGGCCCAGACGGCAACCAGCAUUCUAACUCCUGUUCUAGCUGGGGAGCCGAACAAACACGUUGCAACGCGAUCUUUGAGAACGCAUCCGAUAGACGACAGCGACGAUGGCGAAGAGCGACUGCUUAAUGGUAUGACAGAUUUUUUCAAGUACCACGCUGGAAAGAU
This is a messenger RNA of Phytophthora infestans T30-4, 254 nucleotides long. Its product is annotated as secreted RxLR effector peptide protein. The annotation marks the transcript as partial. Lineage: Eukaryota; Oomycota; Peronosporomycetes; Peronosporales; Peronosporaceae. The record is from RefSeq and is a predicted model, not a curated record. The transcript has a single exon.